AUGAAGAUUAUGCCUUCAACUGAAGUACUCCACCAACUUCCUGUUUAUUCCAAGCGAAUAAAGUACUAUCUUGGAGAAGUUAUAGAUCUUGAAGAAGAAGAAAUUGAGAAACAAGGAAGUUGUACACGUCCUAAGAAGAGGAAGCAUCCGCCUAAGAUGAAGGAUCCAGGGAGUCUUACUAUCUCAUGCGCCAUUGGAGAUGUUGAUGUAGGGAGAGCUUUGCUAGAUUCCGGGUCUCGUAUUAACUUGAUGCCCUUAUCUUUACUGAUAAAGAUUGGUGGGCUAACAUUGAAACCAUCUAAUCUUUCUGUGGUGGUGGCGGAUGGAUCUUCGAAGAGACCUGCUGGUGUAGUGGACGAUGUGGUCUUUCGUGUUGAGUAUCUUGAAUUUUUGGUCGAUUUUGUCGUAAUGGAGAUGAAGGCCAAUGAGAUGAUUCCAUUGAUUCUUGGAAGGCCUUUCAUGAAAACGGCUAAAAUGGUUAUAAGCAUUCAUGAUGAAAUGGUUAUGCUGAAGGACCAAGAAAACAAGUUGAUUUAUACUAGCUUUGUGGAAAGGCUCACACGAAUACAAAAGAGGGCCAAAUAUAGAGCUUCAAGGAAAGAUGUUGCAUUUUGA
Molecule: messenger RNA, 615 nt
Organism: Vigna radiata var. radiata (mung bean)
Lineage: Eukaryota; Viridiplantae; Streptophyta; Magnoliopsida; Fabales; Fabaceae
Exons: 1
Coding region: 1-615 (204 amino acids)
Source: RefSeq, a predicted model, not a curated record